AUGUUCUCGCGACCUACUAUGCAGCUAUCGGUGCGCGUGUGCCGUGCUAUGCCGGCGACAACUCGUACACCCUCUAAGUCGCGGCUCCUUUCCUUGAGCGCCGCGCGUUUUGCCGAGAUUGAAAAGAAGCGCCUCUCUGACGAGGUCCCGCGCGCGGCGCCCGCGCCCAAGAACGUCGCCAACGAUAAGCGCAGCAAGGUGUCGGAGCGCCUGCAGAAGCGCGCAUCGAAGAAGGCGGCAAUGACAUUGACGCCCAAGGCUGUCGAGCAUAUCCGUGCGCUGCAGCACAGUGCCUCGGGCCCGAAGCUGAUCCGUGUCGGCGUGCGCAACAAGGGCUGCGCCGGCAUGAGCUAUCACCUCGAAUACAUCGCGCCCGGCCAAGAGGGCCGCUUUGACGAGCGUGUGCAGCAAGAUGGUGUCGAGGUGCUGAUCGACUCCCGCGCCCUGUUUAGCAUUAUUGGCUCCGAGAUGGACUGGCAGGAGGACAAGCUGUCUGCCAAGUUUGUCUUUAACAACCCCAACGUGAAGGACGCGUGCGGCUGUGGCGAGUCGUUCAUGACAUGA
Malassezia japonica is the source of this 564-nucleotide messenger RNA. RefSeq names its product Iron-sulfur assembly protein 1 (gene ISA1). The transcript has a single exon. The record is from RefSeq and is a predicted model, not a curated record. Gene Ontology annotation, molecular function: 2 iron, 2 sulfur cluster binding. Lineage: Eukaryota; Fungi; Basidiomycota; Malasseziomycetes; Malasseziales; Malasseziaceae. Gene Ontology annotation, cellular component: cytoplasm; mitochondrion. Gene Ontology annotation, biological process: iron-sulfur cluster assembly. Bases 1 to 564 code for a protein of 187 amino acids.